Messenger RNA from Papilio xuthus (Asian swallowtail), 2620 nucleotides. RefSeq names its product ATP-binding cassette sub-family G member 4-like. The coding region runs from base 137 to 2026 and encodes 629 amino acids. Gene Ontology annotation, biological process: transmembrane transport. Gene Ontology annotation, cellular component: plasma membrane. The record is from RefSeq and is a predicted model, not a curated record. The transcript is spliced from 11 exons. Gene Ontology annotation, molecular function: ABC-type transporter activity; ATP hydrolysis activity; ATP binding. NCBI's taxonomy places the organism in Eukaryota, Metazoa, Arthropoda, Insecta, Lepidoptera, Papilionidae.
UUUGAACGAAUAUAAUGUGCGAUUGGACGUAUAUAUUUAUACGUAUGAUAAAUUUUACAAUUUUUAAUUCGCUUUAAAAUUAACAACAGUGUGAACAACCUUUUAUAAGAUAAUAGUGUGUACGUUUCGUUUAAUAAUGUCAACAUACAAGAAUGUUAGUAUUCCGAAUGAAGAGCAAGGAAUUGACGAGUUUUUGUUUCAAGCUGGGACAUCUUUGAAGGCUUUAAAUAGUAUUGCAAAACGACCACCUGUUAAUGUCUUGUUUAGAGACAUUGAAUAUAACGUCAGUUCAUUUCGAGAAAAACGUCAAAUAUUGCGCAGUAUUUCGGGGGAAUUUCGCUCUGGGGAGUUAACAUGUAUCCUGGGCCCUUCAGGAGCUGGCAAGUCCUCACUUCUUCACAUCCUAACAGGCUAUAACCAAAAUGGUGUCAAAGGAUUAAUACAAAUUAAUGGCGAAGAUCGUGAUAUGAGAAUAUUUAAGAAACUAAGUUGUUACAUCAUGCAUGAUGAUAUUCUACAACCAAGGCUCACUACUUUAGAGGCAAUGCGAAUUGCAGCGGAACUGAAAUUAGGAGCAGAAAUAAAAAAAGCUAACAAAAAAAUAAUUGUAACGGAGAUAUUACAAACAUUGGGACUAUGGAGGCAAAGGCACACGAUGUGUGAGCGACUAUCCGGUGGCCAAGCAAAACGUCUAGCUAUUGCUUUAGAGUUAGUUAACAAUCCUCCAGUCAUUUUCCUGGAUGAACCAACUUCAGGAUUGGAUGUGGUGUCCGUGAGACAGCUGUUACUUUUACUGCGUCUGCUGUCUCGUCAAGGUCGUACUAUUAUUUGCACAAUUCAUCAACCCUCAGCAUCAUUAUUUAAUAUUUUUGACAAUGCUUACGUGAUAUGUGGAGGGCAAUGUUGUUAUCAGGGUGCUCCUUCUCAGUUAGUGCCGUUUUUAACAGAGGCUCAAUUUAUUUGCCCACAAUCGCACAAUCCUGCCGAUUUUGUGAUUGAAACUUUGGCUGCAGAAAUAACAUCAAGAAAUCAAAUGUCAGAUUUAUGUCAAAAUGGGAAAAUAAGCAGAUGGUCUAAGGACAUGUCGGUUCAAUUAAGUACUUUAGAAGAAUCUGGAAACAACAAAUGUAUGGAAGAAGUAAACAAAGAUAAAUUCUUGAAUUUGGAAUAUCCAACAUCAUUUUGCACACAAUUUUUAAUUUUAAUAAAAAGGGUUUAUUUACAGAGUAAACGUAAGCAGCUAAAUUGGUUUAUACAAUUAAUGCAAUAUAUAAUAUGCGGUUUUUUCAUUGGCGGCAUAUUUUAUAUGGUUGGAAAUGAAGGCAGUACACCAAUGGCUAACUUCAAAUGUUAUAUCUGCAUGCUUGUGUUUGUAAUAUACACUUAUACUAUGGUUCCUAUUUUACUCUUACCAAUGGAAAUAAGAAUAAUUCGACGCGAGUACUUCAACAGAUGGUAUGGACUUAAGGCAUAUUACGCCGCUCUAACGUUCUCUACAAUUCCACCAGCGAUAUUUUUUGGAAUGAUUUUCAUAACAAUGACAUAUUUCAUGUCAGGUCAACUUUUCGAAUGGCAUCGAUUCAUUUUAUUUUCAAUAGUGGGACUCUUAACUGGUUUCUGCUCCGAAGGUCUCGGUUUACUUAUUGGAACAAUAUUUAAUAGCACAAAUGGUGCUAUAUUAGGACCAUCUAUAAUAUCACCACUGUUAGUGUUGUGCUGCUAUGGCAUGGGUUUCGGUAGACAAAUAGAGUCAGGAAUGAGGUUUCUGAUGUCCUUGUCGUAUUUGCGAUAUGGUCUUACUGGAAUGACUCUACCAAUGUACCAGAAUCGUACUAGAAUGCAUUGCUCCGAAGAUAUAUGUGUAUACGGAGAUCCGACAUACGUACUCCAAGAACUCGGUAUGGAAGGAGAUACUUAUAUUAUUCAAAUUCUUGGUUUAUCUGUAUUUGUUGUACUGUUUAGGGCAAUAGCUUUUUUCACGUUACGACAUCGUCUAGCAAAUGAAUAUUCAAACAGUAUUAUUUAACAUUUAAUUUUGUAAACUAUGAAAUGAUUUUUAAGUUAAGAUUUAAUUUAUAAUUUAAUUUAAAAAUAUAAGGGUUUGAAUUAAUGUUUUUGAUUAGUAAAGUAAACAGUGAUACCAUAUUUUAAGAUAAGGAAAAAAGGAAAAUUAUGUAGCGAAUGUAUUAUAUUAGGCAAACUUGUAUGACAAAAUGGGUAUUUCAAGUUACCAAUAAAAACUAUAAUAAGAAAAGUCCUCGUAUUAAUAAGUGAAAGAGUAAUUUCUUUCUACCACUAUGUUAGUUACCGGUGUUAAUAUUUUGAAGUUAUUUGAGAUAAAUAAAUUAGCAGAUCCAUAAAAGUUUGUUAUAACACAAACAGGAAGGGAACUAAAAGCUCGCUUUGAAAACUUAAAAUUUGCAAAGGGUAAGAUUUAGUAAGCCAGCAAGUGGCAGUUAAUUAAACUCACCAAAUUAAACCGAACCGAGCCUGUCAAACUUUGCUAUGUUUUGGGCACUAAGUUUUCAGUUGUCAAGAGCUUUGGUUAAACAUAGGCCAAAACACUAAAUUAAAACUAUAUUUUUUUUAUCCUUUAUUAAAGUUGAUUUAAUUCUUAAUA